AUGGCCCACUACACGGAACAAUUUCUUGCCCACCAGAACUACUUGGCCAGUCUACACGCACCAAACGCCGAGGAAUGGCACCGCAUUUCUGACUACCAGAAGCGCAAGGAGAUCGAGAUUGAUAGCAAAUAUCACAGCACCGAAGCUCACAAUGCAGCUACUACGAUUCAAAAAGCUUACCGUGGCCACCGUGCAAGGCGAGAACUGCAGGGUCUCGCACUGGAUCCUUCUUCACGGUGGGUGGAGAUACUCCGUGAGCUAAAGUAUCGCAAGGCUACUGCACUACACCAUGGGCCAGGCUCCCCCGGCUUGGUCGUCGUGACGAGGCGAAGAGCGCCAUCUGAUGUGGCGAAGCUCAACUGGUUCAGAGCCGGACAGGUAGCAGAGCACGCUGGCGCCGGGGCGGAUCGUCCGAGCAGUCGGCGCUCAUAUGACCCCCUGGAUCCCGGAAAAACUGAGGGAGGUGCUGAGGAGCCCCAGGAAGCCUCCGAGUCGAUGCUGAUGGACCAGAGGUACUUCUUGGAGCUUGUCGACUGGAAGCAUAGGUCGGAAAAACUCCCAAGAUGCCUCACGCAACCGCUGACCCUUCUCAUAGGUACGAACUUCUUUUCCUGGUUGGACUAUGGAGAAGGCAGAUACCUCGAUCUGCCCGGCUGCAGCAGAGCCAAGCUCGAGAAGGAGAGGAUCAGGUACCUUAGCCGAGAAGAGCGGUUGGCGUACCUAGUCGACGUGGACGACGAAGGGAGGCUCCGCUGGAACAAGAAUAGCGAGUUGAUCACCACUAGCGUGGAGGAGUACAAAGACUCCAUGCUUGGUGUGGUGCCGAAAGACGCCACAGAUGCGCCCAGCUUCACCGAUCAGGGACUGGUUCGCCAAAGAACAGAAUCUCGCCGCGCCUUUAAUGAAAUGCUUAAGACGACAAGCCGGGACGCGGAGACUGCAUCUGGGGUAUCUAGCAGUGGAGAAUCUCACUCGCCGGAUCCAGAUCGGACGGCGAGCCGCGACCACACAGCGGCAUCUGGAAAGACGGCAAGACGGAGACACCACGCUUCGCCCGCCACGAUCCUCAACCAUCUUCUGCGCGCAACGGUGAGACCUGGAACGUGGAUCUAUGUUGCCGACAGCCGCGGAAGACUCUAUGUCGGAAUCAAAUCUUCCGGAGCCUUUCAGCAUGCCUCGUUCCUUGCCGGUGCACGCAUAUCCUCCGCAGGAUCUAUUGGCAUUGACGAGGGACGGCUCGAAUAUCUAUCUCCGUUGAGUGGUCAUUACCGACCGACAACGAAGUCGUUCAAAGCGUUUAUCAACAGUCUACGGGAUCAAGGCGUGGACUUAUCACGAACGCGAGUAUCUCAUGCAUUCGAGAUAUUGCAGGGCAUAGAAGUCUACAGCAAGUCAAAGAAGAGUAUGGAGAGGGUCGUGAAAGGCAAGGAAGCUGCAGGCCGUCGCCAUAGCCCCGAUCUCGCCGAACAAUUUCACAUGAAGAUUGAUAACAUAUCAGCCACGAGUCUGGUAGAAGAGAAUUGGGAGCAUCAGCACAGAAAGCGAGGGCUGUCAAACCUGAUUGGUGAUCUGAGCCUUGGCAGGCGAGGUCUAGAUCGAGCUGAAGGCAGCUAA
Molecule: messenger RNA, 1614 nt
Organism: Saxophila tyrrhenica
Lineage: Eukaryota; Fungi; Ascomycota; Dothideomycetes; Mycosphaerellales; Extremaceae
Exons: 2
Coding region: 1-1614 (537 amino acids)
Molecular function (GO): protein binding
Source: RefSeq, a predicted model, not a curated record